ACAAUGAAAUCAUCACGGUCAUCUACAUACACGUGUGAACACCAAAGCAAAAUGAAUCACAAAAUAAAUCAUCAUCAUAAUCAUGAAGAUCAAUCCCGUCCGUCCGUCGAAUCAACAAACACAUCAACGAAAAAGUAUAAAUAGAGAAAGAGAAUAAUAACACAUGAAAACAAAAUAAAACACUACUCAGAAUUUAAAAUCAAAUAGAUCCCGUCCGUCCGUCAAUGAAAAGUCAGAUCAAGAUCCCCGUGGACGAAUCUAGAAAACGAUGGCGAAUAGGGCAGCAGAGAGAGCAGUUGCAGCAAUGAUGGGUUUGCUGAAGGAAAAUGCUGCAGAUGGAGAAGGUGGAGAGUCAGAUGGUGAGCCAGAUGGUGAAGAGCCGGGUCCACUUGCUGGGGCGGUUGGAGUAGGUGCAGGAGGAGAGGAAGAAGUGGGUCCAUCAGUUGGUGUUGGAGCUGGAGGGGAACUUGCUGGAGAAGAGGCGGGUGCUGGAGUGGCUGCAGGUGGUGUUGCAGCUGGAGGAGUGGCAGCAGGAGGAGUUGCAGCUGGAGGUGUUGCAGCAGGAGGAGUUGCAGUUGGAGGAGUUGCCGUUGGUGGUGUAGCCGGUGCUGGAGUUGCGGUUGGUGGCUGUGUUGGUGCAGCAGUUGGGGCUUGUGCAAAACAAGAGGUGGCUAGAAGGCCUAAGAUAAGAAAAACUUGUACUGCUGCAGAGGAAGCCAUUUUGAGAUUUUUAGUAAGGGAGAGAGAUUUUGGAGAAGGAAAAAUUGUUUGAAAGAGAGAGAAGAUGAGAAAAGAGGGAGUAGUGAACAAUGAAUGAAAAGGGAGAGAAUAUAUAAAAAGAGAGGGUAAGGUUAGAAGAAGUGGGGGACUUGAAACAAAGAAGUGGAAGGACAGCUAUUAAGGCAUCAACAAUAAUGGCUUUGAAGAUUCCUCCAAAUUUCUCUCUUAAAAAAUUGAAAUGCUACCUAUUUUUAUAUACUCCUAUACGCAAAUGGUUAAAAGCAUCUA
This is a messenger RNA of Vicia villosa (hairy vetch), 1008 nucleotides long. RefSeq names its product glycine-rich cell wall structural protein. NCBI's taxonomy places the organism in Eukaryota, Viridiplantae, Streptophyta, Magnoliopsida, Fabales, Fabaceae. The coding region runs from base 269 to 772 and encodes 167 amino acids. The record is from RefSeq and is a predicted model, not a curated record. The transcript has a single exon.